Cryptococcus wingfieldii CBS 7118 is the source of this 921-nucleotide messenger RNA. RefSeq names its product cytoplasmic protein. The transcript is spliced from 7 exons. The record is from RefSeq and is a predicted model, not a curated record. Lineage: Eukaryota; Fungi; Basidiomycota; Tremellomycetes; Tremellales; Cryptococcaceae. The coding region runs from base 1 to 921 and encodes 306 amino acids.
AUGCAGGCCUUCCGCAACUUCCAGGCGCAGAUCCCGGCCCUCCCCGCCGUCGACGUCACCGCCGUCAGCAAGAGCUUCAGGCAUACCCUCCAGUCCACCAGGGAACGCAUCGGCCAUGUCGGCCCCGACGGUAUCACAGAACUUCCCGCCGAGUACAAGCAGCUCGAGGCCCGAGUCGACGCCCUCAAGGAGGUCCACCAGAAACUCCUCAAGAUCACAAAGGUCCACGAGCGAGAGUCUUACGACUACCCCGCCGAUGUGACCGAGGGUCUCUCCGAAGUCGGCCAACAGGCAGCUUCCGCGUGGAGCACCUUUGCCAACAAGAACCUCAAGGGCACCAACUUGCCCAUCCCCAUUCCCAACCCCACUGCGCCUCCUCCUCACCAGCCCAAGACUCUCCCUCACGCUCUUUCCAGGGCUGCCAAGUCGGGCGCCACCGAGCUUGGGGACGACCGAUUGGGCGUCAACCUCGGUAUCUACGGUGCCGCCAUGGAAAAGGUCGGCGACGCCCGUCUCGCCCAGGAUCAACUCAUCUCGGAGCGAUUCGUCACCCCCUGGCAAGCCACCCUCUCCACCUCCAUCAGCCUCGCCCUCAAGGCCCGCGCCAACGUCAAGGAGUCCCGACUGGAGCUCGACUCUGCUAGGGCCGCUUUGAAGGGGGCUGCGCCCGCCAAGCAGGAGCAGGCCAGGUUGCAUGUGGAGGAGGCGGAGGACAGGCUUGUGCAGAAUACUGAGACUGCUAUCGGGCUUAUGAAGGCUGUGCUUGAGAACCCCGAGCCGCUUCAGAACAUUUCCAACCUCGUCAAGGCCCAGCUCAUCUACUAUUCCACCGCCGCCGAGACUCUUUCCGGUAUCCAGGGCCAGAUCGAAGAGGCUGCCACUGCCGCCGAGGGCGACUACAGGCAGUCCAGGGGUGCUUAA